AAACAUCGGGUUCGACAUUUAAUCUUCGCUGUCACAUCUUGCGAAUAAUCUCUGCCUUAGACAUAUGUCUUCUUCAAGGAAGAAACUCGUGCUCGUUGCGCUCGGAGGACUGGCUGGCGUUACUGGAGCAUGGACAUACUUUCGCCAGCGAGAUGAUACGGAUCGACAUCCACGGAAAAAGAAAGUAGAAGAUAUCGAUUUAAGUUUAAAGCAAGUUCAGGUUAUCUUCCGGCAUGGAGCUAGAACGCCUUUGCAUCUUAUUCCUGGAAUUGAGGAGGCAACCUAUGAUAAAAAGAAAUGGAAGAAACCUUUCCCUCCUACAGUGUAUGAUUAUGAAGUGUUAAAUAUUGACGGGAAAGAGGCGCCUGACUCAAAGUAUGAAGAAUACUAUAAGAAACUAGGAUUACUUAAGGGUGGUUGCCCACAUGGGAUGUUAACAUAUCUAGGUCAGGUACAGACCUAUAACCUGGGAAGGAGACUGAGGAAAUGCUACAUGGGGAAACUUCCAGGGAGGCUGAUGUCAGAGUUUGACCCUGACCUAGUUUAUUUAAGGACAACAAACAUGAACCGUACAAAAGAUUCACUACGCUGUGUUCUGGCUGGGAUAUUUGGUGCUGAGCAACUUCAGGAGUAUAGUGAGAAAAAUGGUAAGAAGGUUACAUUUUACACCUCCGAACAGGAAGAUGAACACCUCUUUCCCAAUCCCCACACCUGCCCGGUUCUCAAGCGUAUCAACAGGGCCGCCAUUGUGGACGGGGUGGACUUACCCGAGUUCUUGGAGGAAAGACUUGAAAUAGAGAAAGUGUUAGGAUUAAAGGGAAAUGACUGGAAGCACAAAAUACACUUUAUAUCUGCCAGAGAUGAUCUAGUGGCCAGAUCGGCUCAUGGGCUCCCUAUACCCAAGGUUUUAGUGCCAUACGUGACUAAAAUAACUGAAAAUGCAGUGCAAUUGUUUACUUACUCCUUUAUAGGACAGCAUGAGCUGCAGAAUGACAUAGCUUCAAAUUUGUCCAGCGGUAGAAUGCUAGAACAGUUUAGGAAUGCUAUACGAGAUUUUGUUAUUGAAAAAAGGCCAGUACGAUUAUUCCUUUAUUCUGCCCAUGACUCAUCUCUGAUGGCCUUACUCCUUGCCUUGAAGCUAGAUGACAAACAUUGGCCGCCGUUCGCUUCAGAUCUGCUCUUUGAACUCCACCAGUGCAAUAACUCGAAAGAAUAUUAUGUCAUUGUAAGAUAUAAUGGAGAAGCAGUAGUCCUUCCUAAGCUAAAGAAGAGAUAUGUUGAAAUUGGACAGGAGUCUGCCGUCCCGUUGAAAUACUUCAUGAGAUAUUUAAAUGAAGAAAAAGUCAUGGAGGCUAGAGAAUACAGAAAAGUCUGUGAAUCUAACAUCCUAGAUAUCAUAGCAGAAGAAAUAGAAAAACGAGAGGGUCUAAAAAUAGAAGACACAGAGGCUGAAGAGAUGACAGACAGACCAGCCGGAAUGUAAAACGGUGUCAUAUUUAUAGACAAGGGGGUGUUUUCAGUCAAAUAGUCGGUGAAUGUUGUCGAAAACUUAUCUGCUAGUCUGCAACAUGAAGAAAAAAUACAAGCUUUGAGAAUGCUUUAAAUCUGUGUUUAUAAUCCUAUGGUAAUGUUGAGUACAAAUCAGGACUUUUACAAAAAUAUUUAUAUAUCAGUGGUAACUUUUUUCUGUUUAUUUUAAGAGAUAUUUCUAUGCAAUUCAGUUUUUUUGCUGAACAUUAACUUUAAAUGUACAGAAGAAGCCUGGAAUAUUGUCACAUGAAUUAAAGCAACUUGAAAUUGUUUUUUACUGAUUUGUCGGGUACUUAUGUCAAUUUUAAAAUAAAAAUUAGUAAAUGACA
Messenger RNA from Saccostrea cuccullata (small rock oyster), 1859 nucleotides. RefSeq names its product lysophosphatidic acid phosphatase type 6-like. The record is from RefSeq and is a predicted model, not a curated record. The coding region runs from base 65 to 1483 and encodes 472 amino acids. NCBI's taxonomy places the organism in Eukaryota, Metazoa, Mollusca, Bivalvia, Ostreida, Ostreidae. Gene Ontology annotation, molecular function: phosphatase activity. The transcript has 11 exons. Gene Ontology annotation, biological process: dephosphorylation.